AUGUCACCAAGUCAAGUAGCUACUUCAAAUGCAGCAGAAUUUCAUGGUCCUAAUUUAAAUGUUACUUUAACAUGUCCAGAAUGUAAAAUUUUCCCACCCGAUUUAGUUGAAAGAUUUAGUGAAGGUGAUAUUGUUUGUGGUAGUUGUGGUUUAGUUUUAAGUGAUAGAGUUGUUGAUACAAGAUCAGAAUGGAGAACUUUUAGUAAUGAUGAUCAAAAUGGUGAUGAUCCUUCUCGUGUUGGUGAUGCUGGUAAUCCUUUAUUAGAUACAGAAGAUUUAUCAACAAUGAUAUCUUAUGCACCUGAUAGUACUAAAAUUGGUAGAGAAUUAAAUAGAGCUCAAUCAAAAUCAUUAGUUGAUAGAAAAGAUAAUGCAUUAGCUGCUGCUUAUGCUAAAAUUUCUCAAAUGUGCGAUGGUUAUCAAUUACCAAAAAUUGUUCAAGAUAGUGCAAAAGAAGUUUAUAAAAUGGUUUAUGAUGAAAAACCUUUAAGAGGUAAAUCACAAGAAUCUAUAAUGGCUGCUUCGAUUUUUAUUGGUUGUAGAAAAGCAAAAGUUGCAAGAUCUUUUAAAGAAAUUUGGGCUCUAACUAAUGUUCCAAGAAAAGAAAUUGGCAAAGUUUUUAAAAUUAUUGAUAGAAUUAUGAGAGAAAAGAACGCAUCAAAUCCAAAUUCUGCUUAUUAUUCACAAGAUAAUAUGCAAACUACACAAACUUCAGCAGAAGAUUUAAUUAGAAGAUUUUGUUCUCAUUUGGGUUUAAAUACUCACGUUACAAAUGGAGCAGAAUAUAUAGCAAGAAGAUGUAAAGAAGCAGGAGUAUUAGCAGGUAGAUCACCAACUACAAUUGCAGCAACUGUUAUAUAUAUGGCAUCAUUAGUUUUUGGUGUUGAUUUACCACCAAGUAAAAUAUCUGAUAAAACAGGUGUAAGUGAUGGUACUAUAAAAACAAGUUAUAAAUAUAUGUAUGAAGAAAAAGAUAAAUUAAUUGAUCCAACAUGGAUUGAAAGUGGUAAAGUUGUUAUCGAUAAAAUACCAAAAACAUGA
Messenger RNA from Insectozyma verbasci, 1041 nucleotides. The record is from the annotation of a GenBank genome assembly. NCBI's taxonomy places the organism in Eukaryota, Fungi, Ascomycota, Pichiomycetes, Serinales, Debaryomycetaceae.